AUGGACGAGCAAGAACAAGACAACCUCAUCCAAACCCUCACAACCCAAAACGCCUCCCAAAACAAAUCCACAGCACGCACCCUCCUCCUCCUCCCCCUUCUCUCAACAAUAGCCUACAUCCGCCCGCUCUUCGACCCCGCGACCGCUUCCUUUGCGAUAUUCUGUCUCACGUCCCUCCUCGCUACCGCGUUCCUCUUGUACCGCCUUCCGCCGACCGAGACGGGUAUAAUCAUCGUCGAUGACUGGGCGCACAGACGAACUGCUUCUUCUUCUUCUUCUUCGUCGUCGUCUGUCAAUGCUUCUCUACGACAGCAUAAUCAGUCGCUGAGGGGCCUUUUGGGAAGGGCGCAGGUGGAAUGGCGGUCUCCCUUGGAGAGGACGCUGCCGUAUCUGAAUCUCGGUUUGGUUGUGCUCUUGAGUCUCAUGGGGCUGGUAAGGGGCGACCAUCGAGCAGGUGGCUUUGGGUGGGUGAGCAUGGGCAACGUACCAGGCCUGGUUUACUCUGUCGCCAUCACGGCAAAAGUCGUCAUGGCGGGCGUUGACCCCGAAAGGGAGCUGUCGGGCCUCAAGUACGGCUACAAAGGCGCUUGA
Messenger RNA from Trichoderma reesei QM6a, 591 nucleotides. RefSeq lists its product as uncharacterized. Lineage: Eukaryota; Fungi; Ascomycota; Sordariomycetes; Hypocreales; Hypocreaceae. Bases 1 to 591 code for a protein of 196 amino acids. The transcript is spliced from 2 exons. The record is from RefSeq and is a predicted model, not a curated record.